Messenger RNA from Mangifera indica (mango), 1455 nucleotides. RefSeq names its product polyadenylate-binding protein RBP45-like. The transcript has 6 exons. Gene Ontology annotation, cellular component: cytosol. Lineage: Eukaryota; Viridiplantae; Streptophyta; Magnoliopsida; Sapindales; Anacardiaceae. Gene Ontology annotation, molecular function: mRNA binding. The coding region runs from base 86 to 1267 and encodes 393 amino acids. The record is from RefSeq and is a predicted model, not a curated record.
UGAUUUUACCCUAUAAACACGAGGAGUCUGCUGCUACAAACCUUUCGUUCAAGAGAUAGGGUUUUUCUAUCUUUCUGAAACAGAGAUGAUGCAGCCAACUCCACCUGCGCCGCCACUGCAGCAGGUGCCCCAUCAGUAUCAAUAUCUACAACAGCCACCGCAACAGCCUCCUCCUUAUAUGAUGAUGCAGCCUCAGCCUCCACCAAUGUGGGCUCCACCUCAGUAUGGCCAACAACAACAGGCAGCUCCAUCCGGGGAGAUCCGGACUCUGUGGAUCGGAGACUUGCAGUAUUGGAUGGACGAGAACUAUAUCUCUACCUGUUUCGCUCAUUCAGGCGAGGUUGCUUCUGUAAAAGUUAUUCGUAAUAAGCAGACUGGUCUAAUUGAGGGUUAUGGCUUUGUUGAGUUCGUUACACGUGCUGCUGCUGAAAGAGUUUUGCAGACCUAUAACGGUACCCCAAUGCCAAAUGGUGAGCAGAACUUCAGACUGAAUUGGGCUUCUUUCAGUGCUGGUGAGAGGCGAGAUGAGACCUCUGAUUUCACAAUAUUUGUUGGAGACUUGGCUGCCGAUGUUACUGACUACAUGCUCCAAGAGACCUUCAGGGGCCGCUAUCCCAGUGUUAAGGGUGCCAAGGUUGUGAUCGAUAGGCUUACCGGACGCAGCAAGGGCUAUGGGUUUGUUAGAUUUAGUGAUGAAAGUGAACAGUUACGAGCAAUGAGUGAGAUGAAUGGUGCCUUCUGUUCAACUAGGCCUAUGAGAAUUGGGCCAGCCACUAAUAAGAAGACUGUGGCUGGUCAACAGCAGUAUCCUAAAGCUUCAUAUCAGAACUUUCAGGGGACUCAAAGUGAUGACGAUCCAAAUAAUACGACUGUGUUUGUUGGUAAUCUGGAUUCUGUUGUGACGGAUGACCAUUUGAGAGAACUUUUCAGUCCAUACGGGCAAUUAGUGCAUGUGAAAAUACCAGCUGGCAAGCGAUGUGGGUUUGUUCAAUUUGCUGACAGAAGCUGUGCAGAGGAAGCAUUGAGAAUACUGAAUGGAACUCAGCUGGGUGGGCAAAAUAUACGCCUUUCGUGGGGACGCAGUCCUUCAAACAAACAGGUUCAGCCUGACCAAAACCAGUGGGGUGGUGGAUACUAUGGAUAUGCACAAGGUUAUGAUAAUUAUGCAUAUGCUGCACCGCAAGACCCAAACAUGUACUAUGGAGGUUAUCCUGGAUAUGGAAAUUAUCAGCAGCCCCAGCAACAACAGCAGCAGCAAUUAGGAUAAGGCUGAGAAGUUGUAAUUUAUGUGGCUGCAAUUUAUUGUACUAUUAUGAGAUUUGAUUGAUGCUAUAUUAUCUUAGCCCCGCUUUCUGGGGGAAACAAGUUUCAGGCUUUACUGCUUGCUGUGUGAAUGUGAACCUCCUUUCUCUUGGAAUUUUGUGAGCACUUUAUUAAUAAUAUUUAGGUUUGUCA